This is a messenger RNA of Hyalella azteca, 2120 nucleotides long. Its product is annotated as homeobox protein slou. NCBI's taxonomy places the organism in Eukaryota, Metazoa, Arthropoda, Malacostraca, Amphipoda, Hyalellidae. Gene Ontology annotation, cellular component: nucleus. Gene Ontology annotation, molecular function: DNA-binding transcription factor activity, RNA polymerase II-specific; RNA polymerase II cis-regulatory region sequence-specific DNA binding. The record is from RefSeq and is a predicted model, not a curated record. The coding region runs from base 219 to 1886 and encodes 555 amino acids. The transcript has 2 exons. Gene Ontology annotation, biological process: cell differentiation; regulation of transcription by RNA polymerase II.
AGUUAAACGCGCGCUACCACAACAGCAGCAGUGCUGAGGAAACUUGCGCUCUUUCCUGACAAAGCUUUCGAGUGUCGCUUGUGCCCGCGGCGGUGCAACGUCACGGUAAGACUCGCGAUCUGAGAGACCAAGAUUGGAACCUUGUUUAGUCCGAGAUAAGUUCAUCGUUUCCAAACACUCGUGAACGUGUUUAACAAUACUUGACUGAAAAUACAAUAAUGAAGGAGGAGGAAGGCUGCACGGCCUCGGCCAUGAAAAAUUCAGACGAGAAUGAAGAAGUAGAAGCGGAUGUGCCAAGCAAUAAACGACCGACUCCUUACUCUCCCACACGCACGUGUAAAACUCCCAGAGUUGAAGGAGCCAAGUCUGAGCCCCAGACGAACAAUGAUUUCGAAUGCGGAGAGUUCAAUGAUAAUAUUCGAGAUUGCAAUCAAAGUUUUUCCCCUCCUCUUUUAAAAAUGGAAACCAACCCCCCAGAUGCCACGUCUCCGCUUUUCCCAGUGUCGCCUGGACGAAUUAGGUCACCGAAUCCAGAGUCGACUGAUGGGUAUCCCGAAUUUUCCCUACAGCCAACUUCUUCGUUAAUUCCACCGGCAUUGUUCCAACACGUUCAGAACCCUUUAAGAGCACCUACUGUGCUUCAUCCUAUUCCAGAACAUCACAUGCACAAUUCAUUACAAUAUCAAUCGCCCAACCCCCGCAAUCACGCUGACUUCCAGCACGCAGCAGCUGUUGCACAACUGCAUAAUCUCCAGCACCGUACCUUUCACCACGCUAAUCAUCAAGCUAAUUUACAACAGUUCCUGGCAAAUAGUCUAUUGCACCACCGCCAACAGCAACAACAUCAGCAACAGCUCCAACAUCAUUUAACUGAUAAAAUUAGAAAUGAACCUCGCAGCAAGAAGAAUAGCGGCCAUUCUAAAAACGUCACCAGCUCUCGGUCCUUGCCUUCUUCUCCAUCUCUGCGAAUCCGAAGAUCGCCAACAAGAUCAAUCAAGACUGAAGACGAAGAAGAGGAAGAUACAAAAGACGGCCGAUUGUCGCCGGCUUCUCGUCAUUCCGUUGACGAUGACCAGCAGUCCUCAAAAAACGAUGGAGCUACAACGGAAACGGAGACGACGAAAGAAUCUUGCAAAGCUAAAAACUCAAAAAGUGCAAACGCCAGAAGUGCAUCAUCACGAAAUGGUACGAGUAAACAAAAUGACGAUAAAUGCGAGGAGAAAGUUCCGAACGAUGCUAACACAGACUCGCGAAUUACAACCCCAUUUUCAGUGCUGGACAUUUUAGAUCCUCACAAGUUUACCGGCCGCCACUCGGACGACGAGCUCAUGAUGCAGGAUCUGAGAGACGAUUCAUCGUCUGAACGCCACGACGAUGACGAGGAUGGAACAUUUAUAUCGGUUUGUUCGGACGACGAAGACCGCGGCAGCAUCGCGAGCGGCGAGUCUUCGGUGCGCCAGAAAGACGACCAAUCUGACGGCGGGGGCAGCGGCAGUUCGGGCCCUGGCAGCGGCGGCAGCAACGGCGGCAAGCCACGCCGUGCAAGGACUGCCUUCACCUACGAGCAGCUCGUGUCCCUCGAGAACAAAUUCAAACACACGCGCUACCUGAGCGUGUGUGAGCGUCUCAACCUCGCACUCGCUCUGAGCCUGACCGAAACCCAAGUGAAAAUUUGGUUCCAGAAUCGACGUACGAAAUGGAAGAAGCAGAACCCGGGGCUGGAUGUUAACGCACCCAGUAUUCAUGAACCCCCGCCCCCCAUGAACCUGCACAGCUCCCUGCUCCAUCCACCCCCUCUGCUGUGCCCUGCUCCUCUGGCUUACAGGACACUCGGUCCUCAUCCUGCCAACCUCACCGCCCUCUACCUCCACCAUCUGGCCAGGUAGCCUGAACCACCACCACCUGGCCUGGUAGCCCGCACCAUCUGGUAGUCUAUUUCAACUGGCCUCGAUAGCCAGGUGGUACGUGGCCCAGUUGCCCAGACCACCAGGCUACAUAUCCUAAACCAACUGGUUCGCUAGCCAACUUCAUCUAUCUUGGUAAUAUGUAAUUAACGCAUAUGUACCGGUAGCCUACACCACCUGAUUUAUUGUACUAUUCUACCUAUCUCACUUGCCUAC